CAGGAGGUUUUGAGCAGCGGCAGUAGCAGCACACAUCCAAUAUACAUAACGUUAACUAUCAGGAAUAAACAGGAGUAACGUUAAUCAUAACUCUCUUUGUUACAAACCCGAAAAUGAAAUUAUGAUUAAAGAGUCAGGCAACGUCACUGCCCCAACGUAAUUGUUUUAGUUUAUAUCCACGAUUUCAAGGAGUGUUAUCGGACUAAAAUAUUUCAAAAAAGAAUGAUGGCGCAACAGUAGCAGUGGUGGUCUGGUGUGGGUGGGCCAGCGGAUGCCUCUGUUGUGAGAGAGAAAUAGUGAGGGGGGUGUAGAGAUGAAGAUGAGACAGAAGAACUCCGUGUGUAUCCUGUCUAGUCGAGAGCGAGGAUCACAAGGCCUUGGCUCACACAGAAUCCUACUGGAGUUUGUGGAAGAGAAGACACAGCAUAUGAAAUGGCGGAGUCAGAAAGUCGAGUUACCAGACAGCCCCCGCUCAACCUUUCUCCUGGCCUUCAGUCCAGAUGGGACUUUAAUGGCAUCCACCCAUGUUAACCACAACAUCUACAUCACAGAGGUUAAGACAGGGAAGUGUGUUCACUCUCUCGUGGGUCACCGGCGUACGCCGUGGUGCUUGACUUUUCACCCUAGUAUUGCUGGACUUCUUGCCUCUGGUUGCUUGGACGGAGAGGUCAGAAUCUGGGACCUACAUGGAGGCAGUGAGAGUUGGUUCACAGAAAGCAAUUCGGCGAUCGCAUCUCUUGCUUUUCAUCCAACCGCUCAGCUUCUGCUCAUUGCCACCAACAAUGAAGUGCAUCUGUGGGAUUGGAGUCGAAAAGAGCCCUUCACUGUUGUGAAGACUGCCAGCGAGACGGAGAGAGUCAGAUUGGUGAGAUUUGAUCCAUUGGGUCACAACCUUCUAACUGCCAUUGUGAAUCCUUCAAAUCAACUGAAUGAUGAUGAUCAUGAGAUUUCAAUGGACAGUGUAGAGACGCCUCAUUUCCGCCAACAAUCCUCCCAUCCAACCCUGCCUGUUAGACGCAUCUUGCACAAUUUCUUGCAUUUCCUAACUUCCCGUAACUCUGCGCCCCAGAGCGGAGGCACUCUUGGUGCUGCCACUGAUGAGAUCUCUGAUUCGUCUGGACUCUCUUCUGAGCGUUACACGGUUUUGAGGGAUCGUUACCGAAUGCCAUACCAUAGCUGUGUCCAGUCACUUGGAAUGGUUUGUUUCUGUAGCCGCUGCUCGGCAACGGGAGUUUCGUCUCUACCUGACGAGGACCCUGCAGACCCUGCCUCCCAGGACAGCCAAUCACAUGCAUCCACUUUUUCUUCUGCACGCACAGAGCCACGUUUACCACGAUUUCCAGCUGAAUCUCGUUCUUCUCAUCGACCCUCCACAUUCUCACACCUGUCUUCCAGCUCUGGGAGAAGGAGUGUAGUAGGAAUGGGAACUGGCCUAUCUUUCCAGCAGCAGGUGCUAGGCCGGGAAGGUAGAGGGCGUUUGCCUGAGGCAGACUGGACUAGCAGUUUUCCUAAUGGGCAAGGAAGUAGUAUGCCUCCACCUAGAUCCAGCGAUUCCUCCAAUAGCCUGCUUUCUGUCCUGCGACAGCAAGGGGAUUCCACUCAGUCACCUGUUUACACGUCUCCUACCCAUAGAUGGGGUUUUCCUUCACCAGGGGCAGAGUCUCAUAAUAGUAGCAGUUCAUCAGGGACUAGUAUUAGCAGGCACCACCCACCAGAGGAUGAGGAUAAUAGCAAUUUGUCUUCCACACACAAUGUCCUUCGGUGUAAUCGUAACCACAAUAUGGAGUAUGAGCGCAGGCAUGACCAAGUGCAGCACCUCGAGGGCAUAAAUGGGGAGGGCGGUACUCAGGACCAGAGGACUCAGGAAAUGCUAAAUAACAACAUGGACCCAGAGCAACCAGGCCCAUCUUAUUACCAGCCAGUCUACAGUAGAGAAAACACAUCCCCCAGUCACCUGAACCGCUGUAGAGUCUGUCACAAUCCCUUCACCUACAAUCAGGGUACUCAACCGGGGGAGAGAACUUCUGCUGGUAGAACCCCAGCCUGGCAAAGUACUAGUCCUGCCUAUCACAACUCAACCUCUCAGUCUGAUCUUCACCCUUCUGAACGGAGAUCCAUGGAGCCCCGCAGUGAUGUCCCAGAAUCAGGUGUGCCCUUUUCCCACAGUGCUGCUACCAGUCAGUCUGAAGAGCAAGAAGUUGGGCUUGUCUUCAACCAGGAAACAGGCCAAGUGGAGAGUUUUUACAGACAAUCUGCCACCUCUGACUCAACGAAUGUAUCACAAGAAGCCUUAAACCAGGAAAUGCCUGAAGACGAACCUGAUCAUGAUUAUCUAAGCAGGUUGCCUCCUGUAGCAUAUUAUGCACAGCGUAUGAUCCAGUAUCUUUCUCGCCGUGAUAGCAUUCGGCAACGCACUAUCCGCCACCCCAACAGACCCCGACCCCACUCGUCUAAUACAGACAACCUCUCCUCUGGCCCCGCCUCCAGCGCAGAGAACAAUGAAGUUGGCUUUGAAGAGUUUGAGGGCAAUGGAAGCAGGCAUAGGGCUCUUCGUAAUGCACGCAUGUCUGCCCCCUCCCUCGGUCGCUUUGCCCCCAGGCGGUCCUUGCCUGAGUUUUUACCAUAUGCUGGAAUCUUCCAUGAGAGGGGGCAGCCAGGCCUGGCAACACACUCAUCCGUCAAUAGGGUUCUCGCAGGUGCUGUAAUCGGGGAUGGUCAGUCUGCAGUAGCCAGCAACAUCGCUAAAACGAACUAUCGGCUGCAGUGGUGGGACUUUACCAAGUUCGAACUACCUGAGAUCAGUAAUGCAUCUGUAAACGUGUUGGUGCCCAAAUGUAAGAUCUAUAACGACGCAAGCUGUGAUAUCUCGGCAGACGGGCUGUUGCUGGCCGUCUUUAUUCCCGGCAGGCCAAGAGGUUUUCCCGAUGAGGGCAUCUUGGCCGUCUACUCUCUUGCUUCGCACAACCUUGGAGAGAUGCUUUACACAAAGCGAUUCGGCCCGAAUGCUAUCUCUGUUAGUUUGUCUCCGAUGGGGCGUUACGUGAUGGUGGGUCUGGCUUCUCACCGUAUCCUACUUCAUCCAAUCACUGAUCACAUACUGGCACAGGUUUUCAGAUUGCAGCAACCCCACGGAGGAGAGACAUCCAUGAAGAGGGUAUUUGAUGUGGUGUACCCAAUGGCCCCAGACCAGAGACGACACAUCAGUAUAAAUUCUGUUCGAUGGCUACCAGAACCAGGGCUUGGACUUGCUUAUGGAACCAACAAAGGAGAUCUGGUCAUCUGCAGACCUGUGGAAGAACAUCCAAAUGGUAGCAGGUCUUCUCAACACUCUGAGACCAUGUUCACCACCCAUAAUAGUGGAGGGAGUGGAACCACCAGCAGCAGGAGGAGUGGAGAGAGGGAAGGGACCAGCAGGACAGAGUGGGGUUCACAUAGAGAGACGGGUCUGAUGAACAUGAUUGGUCUGCAGCCACGACAUCCUGCCUCCACUGUUGCAUCACAGGGGACACAAACGCAGAACAUGGAGUUACAGAAUGCAGAGACUCAAACGGACCAUGACCUUCAAAAUGAACCCCGGCAGCCCAGCACUUCUCAGGGGUCACAGGUUACCAAUGACUCUCUUGAUUUUGAGAUCCUUUUAGAUGAUUCUGGCUCUGAGGUGGUACCAGAGACACCACCCCACAGUCGACCUCAGGAAGAUGAAGGGUCAGAUCCCACUGAAACUAGCACAGAAAGCACAGGCCAGGCUGACUAUGUUUCUCAUAUACAAAGGUUAAUGGCUGACGGAGGAAUGACUGCAGUUGUCCAGCGGGAGCAGAGCACCACUAUGGCCUCUAUGGGCAGCUUUGGCAACAACAUUUUUAUCAGCCACCAUAUCCACCGUGGCUCCCAGACAGGGGUGGAUUCACAGAGCCAUGCCCAUUUAUGCCCCACCCCUGGCCCCUCCUACACUUCACCGGGGUCUUUGCGUGCAGACUACUACUUCCGAAUCAUUACCAACACACCAGGUCAUCAUACAAACACAGCUCAGGGCUCCCUCAUAGAACAGGAGGGACUUCACACAUUUUCCCCUAUUUUCUCACCUGUGGUAGACACACAUGGAUCAUCCGCUUCCAUGGAAACAGACGGAUGGAUGGAUGAGGAGGAGCUUCAUGAUCUUGCAUCCCUCUCUCCAUCCUUACUCUCACCCUCUCUUUCGCCCGUGAAUAACAAUAGCUACACCAGCAAUGAGAAUAGUUAUUACGGAGAUGAGUAUGGCCGCUAAAAAGCAGGGCAGAGGUUAGAGAGCAAUCAUGUAUUAAAACCAACACAAUAGAAAAUUAUUUCUGAAAUAUUUGCACUUAACUCUUGUUUUCUUAACAUGACACAUUCUGAUGAAGGACAGAAGAUGGACGUUUUUUUGGGAAAGGAGCAUUGAUUUCUUCUGCUCCGCUAUAGCAGCAACUCUUAAAGGAUUAGUCCAUUUUCUUUAAAAAAAAAUCCAGAUAAUUU
This is a messenger RNA of Misgurnus anguillicaudatus (oriental weatherfish), 4491 nucleotides long. It is a transcript of the gene ambra1a, whose product is annotated as autophagy/beclin-1 regulator 1a. Gene Ontology annotation, molecular function: protein binding; ubiquitin-like ligase-substrate adaptor activity. Gene Ontology annotation, biological process: mitophagy; autophagosome assembly. Gene Ontology annotation, cellular component: intracellular membrane-bounded organelle; Cul4-RING E3 ubiquitin ligase complex. The record is from RefSeq and is a predicted model, not a curated record. Lineage: Eukaryota; Metazoa; Chordata; Actinopteri; Cypriniformes; Cobitidae.